Ichthyophthirius multifiliis is the source of this 684-nucleotide messenger RNA. RefSeq lists its product as hypothetical. The record is from RefSeq and is a predicted model, not a curated record. The transcript is spliced from 2 exons. NCBI's taxonomy places the organism in Eukaryota, Ciliophora, Oligohymenophorea, Hymenostomatida.
AUGAUAAUAAGGAAGAAGUUUAAGCAUACAUAUAUUUUCUAAUAGUAAAUUUUCAAGCAGAUUAUCAAAUAUAUACAUUAUACAGUCAAGAAUCUUUAAAUAAUACUAAUUAAUUUUAACUAGUAAACUAAAUAUCAAGUCUAGACUUCGAUAUAGAUUAUUUAAAAAUCUCCAAUUUUAAUGCAAAUUAUCCUUUUCGUAAUAAAAAUGCGCCUAAAUUUUCGCCCGAUAUUCCUCAAAAUUUCACCUUUAAUUUAGCUUGGGACGAUUCUUAGAGAAGUAUAUAUAUCUGCAAACUAUAAAUAGAGCUUCCUCCUUCUGAUAAUGCAUACAACUCAGAAAUAAAAAAUAUCAAAAUUAAUGACGUUUAUUCUUCCAAAUUCGAUCUUUUUGUAAAAUAAGAAGAAACAUCAUUAAAUCUAGAAGUCCCAUUAGUCAGUAAUACAAAUAUAAAUGAUGAUAUAGACGAAAUAACAAUAAUUAUAGCCAAUGAUUUAUCAAUACUUGAAUAUAUUGAAAAUUUUAAUAAUAUAAAAAACAGUGAAACAAAUAUUAUUGCCUACAGAUAGUAUUCUUAAUGUAUAAACAAUUUUAAGUCCGAUACUAUAUUUUAAACCUUUAUUAAAUUCGCUGAUAAAUACUUUAUUGUUCAAUGUAGAGAUUUCCAAGGAAACUCAAUAAUGA